Phragmites australis (common reed) is the source of this 928-nucleotide messenger RNA. RefSeq lists its product as uncharacterized. The transcript has 2 exons. Lineage: Eukaryota; Viridiplantae; Streptophyta; Magnoliopsida; Poales; Poaceae. The record is from RefSeq and is a predicted model, not a curated record. Bases 417 to 764 code for a protein of 115 amino acids.
UUCUUUACAGAAAGGCCAUGUAUGCUGGUGCUCUUCCAGUCAGCACCACCCUUGCUCAUCUCGAAUCUUAUUCGCCUUCCGCGAACCUGAGCAGCAGGUUAAACCGUGGAAGUGAAACCGAGACCAACAGAGGAAGUAGUCCAGCCGCCGGCGGCUACCUGUUCAUGGUCUCACGGAGACAGAGGAAGUAGUCCUCGCUUCGUCUUCCUCCGUUCCCCGUAGUCGCAGCCGCCGCGGCUGCUCCGUCCCAUGCCUCAUGGCCUCGUGCAUGACGUGGCGCCCAGACCUGACACACAUCUGCUGACGUAGAAUACAAAUCAUCACUUUCUCCGCCUAUAAAUAGUGCGGUUACCAAUGUGGCAAAAAGCAAGCUAGCUCCGGCCUCCGGCCGGCUCUCGCACACCGCGCCAGAAGCGAUGGACCUCGGUCGCCAUGGUUUCCUCACCAAGCUCGGCUUCGCGGCGCUGACGGGCAACUCCGCGCUGGUUAUCUACAGGUCGCGCGGCGACCCGAGCUCCGUCGCGUUCGUGGCCGGCGCCUACGCGGCCAUCUUGCUGCUCUUUCGCUUCCUCCGCAGGUUCGAGCGUGGGGAGGGGGACGUGGGCAGGACCAAGGCCGCGGUUUGGCUCCUUACCACGCUGCUCACGGCGAUGUUCGCGUCACGCGUCGCACCGCUGAUGCCGACGGCCGUCGGUAUCGUCGUGUAUCUGACGGCGGCGGCGACCGCUGGUGCUGGGUUCCGGGCCUUCUUUCUCAACCCGUGAAGUUCUGAUUUCUUCACGCCGAGCAGAGAAUGGAGCAAAGGAAUAGCGUGUGAAAUUUUCCUUUGCCUACCGUUUUAGAGGAAAACUGCACGAAACUUAACAUCCAGUAGGAACAGAGCAAAGGAGUAACGUGUGAAAUGUAAGCGUUGCAAUAACAAGUAAAG